Molecule: messenger RNA, 5016 nt
Organism: Diplodia corticola
Lineage: Eukaryota; Fungi; Ascomycota; Dothideomycetes; Botryosphaeriales; Botryosphaeriaceae
Product: ankyrin repeat protein
Exons: 2
Coding region: 1-5016 (1671 amino acids)
Biological process (GO): intracellular signal transduction; protein localization to ciliary inversin compartment
Cellular component (GO): ciliary inversin compartment
Molecular function (GO): protein binding
Source: RefSeq, a predicted model, not a curated record
AUGGCAUUGGACGACCGACACCAACGCAUCUAUUGUGUGGUCGAUGCGUUCGACGAGUGCGACCAGAACGGCGACCAACGUUCCGAUCUCUUGCGAAGACUUGUGAAACUGUUUUCGAAGGACAACAGCCGCUUGAAGCUCUUUAUCACAAGCCGGCCUGGCGAGAGGGACAUCGAGUUCCACUUGAGCUCCAAGUUCGUGCUCAAGUUCCCGUUGAACGCGCAGAAUGCGGACCUCGAUAUUUAUGUCAAGUCGAAAGUCGACGAUCUUCCCGAUUACCUGUUCACCGAGCAGCUCAGGGAGCAAGUCCAAAAGAAGAUCUGUGCACAGGCCGGAGGCACGUUCUUGUGGGCCUCGCUCGUCAUGAAGCAAAUCGCGAAGCUGGAAGCGCCAAGUAUGUACGAGGUCGAAAAGGUGUUUGAAGAAAGCCCCAGCGAAUUGGAUGAUCUCUACUACAGGCUUGUUGCUAGGUUGACGGCGGUUCCGGUCUGCGCCAAGGUCUUGGCCUGGGUUGCGUAUGCCAAAACACCACUUACGGUGGACGAACUGAGAGACGCCAUAAACUUCGAUCCCGGACAGCGCCAGUACAAGAGCUUGUCCGAAAUGGCCAAAUACAGGCCCACCAUCACCGAGGAAUGGAUUCGCCAAAGUCUCGGGACACUCCUGAGCGUCCAGAAGAAGAAUGCCCCCUUUUAUCCCUUCUUAGAAAAAGACUGCGUGUUCUUCAUCCACCAAUCCGUCAAGGAAUUCUUCCACCACCGCGCCGAGACCCCCCUCGACAGCUGCGGCGCCAUCGGCGGCGUCGGCGUCGAGCCCGACACCUACCUCGCCCGCACCUGCCUGUUCUACCUCCACGCCGAAGAGUUCCGCGAAAUCGGCCAAGUCUCGAUGGCGGACUUCACCCGCUGGGUCCGCGAGGCCAGAGAGGGCGAGGCUUCCAAAUUUCUCUUAAGAUCACUCAUUGACGAGUUCCCCAAGCUGUCCAAUCCGCAGAGCUUCCCGUUCCUGGCGUACGCGAGUCAGAGCUGGUACAAGCACCUCAGGACGGAGGAGCAGGUGGAGGGCGAGUGGGACAAGGUCGAAGCCCUGCUCGACGACGAGCAGCCGUACCUGGCCGUGUGGAUCCGGGGCCAGUGGGAGAGCGGGAAGUCGACGUUCCUCAAAGACUUGUAUCGCGAGGAUGGUCGGGGUGUGGGUGUACGGCCUACGCAGGUGGCGAUCGAGCUCGACAUUUGCUGGUUGACGCGGAGGAUCCUUGACGGGCGGAUCGCGGGCGAGGGAUUCGGCCAGGAGCAGAUUGUCGAGAUGGCGCGGUUCGCUCCGGAGUCGUUCGAGUACCUGUGCGCCAACAGACAGGACAUCCGCCUGCCGAAAGCCGUUCUCAGAGCACUUGGGAACGGUCAUCAUACUAAAAGAGGGAUAGAAGUGCUACUGCGGACGCGCACAGCGGAGUUCGAGAUUACGGAAGAGAUGCUCGAGAUUGCGGUGGCAGCGGACAACAGCAGCGAGGGGUGCGCCGACCUCGUCAAACUGCUCCUCGAGAAGAACAAAGCCCUUACCGUCGCGGACAAGUGUCUGCGGGAGGCGGCACGCAAGCCUCGGAGCGAGAUCCUAGAGUUGAUAUUGCGCCGAAGGGGCGGAAAGGUGGACAUUGUGGAUGAACUUGUCAUAAUCGCGGCCGGUGAACACAGCGGCUACGAGGCGCUGAAGGUACUGCUGAAGUCCUUUGGAGAUCGAAUAACCAUCACAAAAGAUCUCCUCAUCACGGCAUUGUAUUCCUGUAGUGUGGAGGUCUUUAGAUAUCUGGUCGAACAAGCUGGUCCCGAACUUAAAAUCACCGAAGACAUACUCGUGGCGGCUGAGGGAGUAGUCUACUUAACAUCAAAUGAGAUGCUGGAGUUCCUCCUAGAAACGAAAGAGAGCGAAAUCGUUUUCACACCCUGGGUUCUUCAGGCCUUUUUGGAUCGAUGCCAACCCAGGAGUGGGAAAAGUAUGACGCUAAUCUUCAAUCAGGACAAUUGCCCGGUCCAGAUCACAGAGCAGGUCAUUCUUUCCGCCAUAGAGUGGAGCAAGGAUACAGUUCCGGACGCAUUGCGGUGGGGAGAGGAAGUUGUCGACAUAAUGGAACUUCUGCUCGUGCAGAAGCACCAAAAAAUCCAGAUGACGGAGGAACUCAUGCAAGUUGCAGCCAAGAAGUUACCCCGCGAGCAAGAGAUGAGAUCAGCCGUGGCGAUGAUGCCUGCGCCAGUCGAUAUCACCGAGGGUAUAGUAACAGCGGCGGCAGCAAAUGAGGAAUGCGGCCAAGCUAUUCUCAGAUUUCUUUUUCACUCGGCUUCUACCCCGGUCAAAAUCACAGAAGGCGUAUUGAACGCUGUUGUCAACAAUCGACGGGAAGGAAAAAACAUCCUAGAGUGGAUGCUCCAGGAAUACCCCGACCGAGUUGACAUUACUCGAGGCGUCCUUUUCGAGGCCGUGCUCAACCCUAGGGAAAGAUAUCCCGUCUUCUCCCUUCUGAUGGAUCGCGGUCUUGUUCCAGAAGUUGACAUGGAAGACCUGUUCCAGGCCUCGGUAAUGACUUGGGCAGACAGCAUGGAGAUUUUCGGCCAUGUCAAGCGAAAAAUGGACCGCUACCCCAGCUUCUCCGGUCAGCAAGACGUGGAGAAACGCAACAAAGCGGCCAUGGAGACCACCAAGCUCCUCUUCAAGCGCCUCGACACGGACCGCAAAAGGACGGAGGACCUCCUGAUUUCCUCCGCCGGAGACAACGCGGCGUCUCUCAUGCUCCCCUUAGUCUUUGACGACAUGACAGUGGCUCCGCAAAGAGGCCACGAGUUCGUCAAGUUCCUAAAAGGCGCCGGCUUCUCUACCCACCUCCUCGCCGUCUCCAGCAGCAAGAACGCGGACUGGGCCAAGAUCCUCGACGGCUUCUGCCGCAUCGCCCACCAAACUAUGGUGGUCCCCGACCGCACCCUGAUCGACGCCGCAGCCAGCGACUGCGACCCUCCCGUCCUCCCCAUCCUGAUAGGCGACGGCAGUCCGUGCAUGCAAAGCGCCGACCUGGCGCGCUCCAUGCGCUUGGCCGCUGCGACGAACGGGCAGCUCGAGACGCUAAACCUCCUCUCAAAGCGCUCAUACGGCAACGACGACGACGACGACAACCGCUCAUCCCCUGACCGCGAACACGACCGCCUCGUCGCCGUUGCCCAGCUCUGCGCUGCAUCCAAACGAGGCGACGAUGGCACCGUCGUCCAACUCCUCACCAGCGCCGACCCACCGCCGCCCGAUGUCCCCAGCCACCUCAAUCGCGCUCCUCUCUGGCACGCCUGCGUCCGCGGCCACUUCUUCGUCGCGCGCGCGCUGCUGCGGCGUCAAACGCGGAGGAGGAUGAGGGUGGACGUCGGGCGCGUGGACGGCAUGGGGCGGACGCCGCUGCACUGGGCGGCGGCGCUGGACCACUGGCGCAUCGUGGGGCUGCUGCUCGAACACGGGGCGGACCCGUACGGCAGGGAUCGGUUGGGGAAGACGCCGUUGGGGUUGGCGAAAGAGUGUUCUGCGGAUAAGGCGGAGUGUGCGCUGUCGUGGUUUGAGGAGGAGUGGUUGCUGUCGUGGGUUGAGGAGAGGGGUGUGUUGAAUUACCGGAUGAUUGUUGUUGGUGGUGGUGGUGUAUGGACGCCGCUGCAUAUAGCCGCGCGCGGUGGGCGGGCGGCGAUGGUCGAGAUGCUGCUCAUGAGGGGCGACGACGCGGGGGCUGCAACUGCAACGCGGGAGACGCCGCUGCAUCUUGCGGCGCUUGGUGGAUUUGUUGAAGUGGUGCGGGCGCUGUUGGCAAAAGGAGCGGACGUCGAAGCUCGGGACGAAGACGAGCGGACGGCACUUCAUCUGGCGGCUGUUCGUGGUCAUGAAAGUGUUGCGAGGACCUUGCUGGACCACGGGGCUUGCGUCCAGCCUGGCGAUGACCGCCGAAUGACGCCGCUACAUAUCGCCUCCCUGGCCGGCCAUGUGGAUGUGGUGAACGUCUUACUUGAAAAAGGAGCUGAUGUGAACGCUCCAUUUGGGGAUCAAGAUACACUUCUACAUCUUGCGUCCCCAGUGGAGAAGGAACGCGCGAUCGAAGCACUUGCCCAGCAUAAGGUCUGUGUGAGCGCUACUGAGGAGAAGAAGCGGACGCCACUGUCUAUGGCAGCUCAUGGCAGCUACAUGGAAACUGUUGAAGCACUACUCAGCGAAGACGCUGAUGACAACGCGCAGGAUUUCCAUGACCGCACAGCUCUUCAAUAUGCAUGCGAGGCCGGAGAUGAAGCCGUAGUGCGGAUCCUGCUGUGGCACAAGGCGAACAUCGACGUUCUAGACGAGCACGACUUGUCUGCACUGCAUCUUGCUGCACGCAAAGGACAUGAGAAGGUCGUGAAAAUCCUACUCGAACACGGAGCGAACCCCAACAUCCGGGAUUGGGAUGCGCUGUUCUGCGCCGCGGCUCACAGCCAUGAGAAAACCGUUAAACUGUUGCUAGAUCAUUCAAAGGCUGCCGGAGACGGAACCACGCCUCUGCACUACGCUAUUGGAUACGACCUAGACACAGCAAAGAUCCUCUACCGAGCGGGAGCCGACGUCAAGGCCAGCGCCAAUGACGGGACCACAGUCUGGCACAAAGCAGUACAACACGGACAGCUCAACGCCGUCCUCUGGCUGACAAGCAUCGAAAACGGCGCGCAAAUCAAUGCCGUCGACUCCGAACGCCAAACCGCCCUUCACCUGGCCGCGCUGUACGGCCACCACGACAUCGCCGACGCACUGCUGCAAGCUGGGGCGUCCCACGGUCUCCAAGACACCACGGGGAGGACCCCGCUGCACUGGGCAAUCUACGCGGGCCACGACGCCCUCGUCGAGCUCCUCCUGACCCGCGGAGCAAACACCACCGACAUCUCCGACGGCUGCGGCAAAACCGGCUUCGAACUGAUCCAGCAAGCCCGCGGCCUCCACUCGCGGGUCCGCCACCUACUCCCAGAACACAUAUAG